This is a messenger RNA of Anthostomella pinea, 921 nucleotides long. Lineage: Eukaryota; Fungi; Ascomycota; Sordariomycetes; Xylariales; Xylariaceae. The record is from the annotation of a GenBank genome assembly.
AUGAUGGCGUCAGUAACACAGGAUGCAACCAGCUCAAGGCCGAGACCACCUGGACCGUCCGGCUGGUUCACUAUACCAGCACCACUAGCCCGACUAUUCAAGAAGUUCCCCCUAUUGACCUACCCUCCCAACGAGCUACCAGCCCGGUCGCCCGGCACCACACAUGUAGCGACUCUCUACGUCUUCAUAUCGGAUAAAGAUGCUCUGGAAGGCUUGCCGAGCUAUAAUCCGUCUUGUCUGAGGUGGCAGACGUACCUCAGGCUGGCCGGUGUGGCCUUCCUUGUGUUGCCUUCGAGCAACCACGCCUCACCUACAGGGGCACUACCAUUCCUCCUCCCUCCCACGAGACCAAACGACCCGAAAUCUCCGCUUCCUAUACCGUCCAGUAAACUCGAGCAAUAUGGCAUCGACCAUGGCCUCGACAAUGGCAUCUCCAAGUUACCCGAGCUAUCCAGUGCAAGACUAGAAGCCUACGAGUCGCUACUCGAUCACCGGAUACGGAACGCGUGGCUCUAUCAUCUAUACCUCUGCCCAUCACACUCGGCUCUGCUCGUGCGUCUCUACGUUGCGCCGGUGUCCAAAUCGCAGGCCGUAAGGACGACAGUAUUGUACCAAUUGAGACGGGCUGCCGAAUCGGAGAUUCUCAAAUCAACCGGCAGACUAGUCAUCGAUCCCGAAGCUAUCUACAACGGCGCAAGGGAGGCUUUCGGGGCUCUAGAAGCAGAGUUGGGCAAUAAACCCUGGUUCUUCGGUAGUUCGCAGCCGGGGCUGUUCGAUGCGACGGUGUUCUCUUACACACACCUACUUUCCGACAAAGGGUCGGGGUGGGAGGAUUUGAGACUCACUCAUAUUUUGGACGAAUUCCCGGGUCUGAACAUGCACACUUUGCGGAUAUCACAAAAAUGCUGGCCACCGAGCUGA